Messenger RNA from Lodderomyces orthopsilosis Co 90-125, 1620 nucleotides. RefSeq lists its product as uncharacterized. The record is from RefSeq and is a predicted model, not a curated record. Bases 1 to 1620 code for a protein of 539 amino acids. NCBI's taxonomy places the organism in Eukaryota, Fungi, Ascomycota, Pichiomycetes, Serinales, Debaryomycetaceae. The transcript has a single exon.
AUGGACAUAUCAAUUCAGCAGAUCCAGGAAAACCAAAUUAAGGAAUUGAAGAAUGGGCACGUCUCUGUAACGUCCCUUGAGAAGUUGAAAGUUCAAUUGAGAGAUGAUGCAAAUAGAGAGUCAGAAAUUGUCACUAAAAACAUAUCAGCUAUUGUUCAAAGCUUCAACAAAAUUAUCAACGAAAAUAUUGACGUAAAUGCAGAGGAUUUUACUUUGUUAGUUGGAAUAUAUCAAUUCCUUGUCAACCUAGUUGCUCGUAGUGAUAGAAAUCGAGAAUUCUUCGUCACCGAAUCAGGGGAGGUUCACGAAUUUUGGAAACUUACCCAGUCCCUACUUGAUAGACAAGAUAAUUCGUUAAAAAGGUUGAUAUUUAUAUUCAUUGGUCAGUUCAUAGUCGAGUCGCAGAGUGUUAGUAAUUACAUGAGAUUCUUGCACAAUCAAGGAUUCCACAAACUGGUUUACCUGCACCUAGAUGAUAACAAUAUUGAAGCUUUCGAUGUUGGCUAUGAACUAAUUAAAUCCAAUGCCGACCAUUUGGAUAUCAGUGAUACUACUUUAAUAGAGAGAACCAAAAGCAAGUUAGAUCAUUAUUUUCAAGAGAGUGAGGACACAGAAAUUCUUGAAAAAUUGGUGGAAAUCAUUGCAUAUUCUGGACCCGAUAGAGACGCAUUUGGCAAUGUUCUCAGUCUUUUAUCACAAGUGGAAGAUAAGGAUCUAGCAAGGAAAAUGUUGGUUGUAGCCAGUUUGCUUUUUACCAACAAACCAGCCGAUAUACCCUUUGAUCAAUUGACAACACGCAAUCCAUACGUCUUUGCAGUGUGUGGCAUUGCAAUUGGAAAUUGCAUCAAAAGCGAUGCUACUAAAAAACUGACAUAUGAACUAAUUGAUGCGAACUUCGGUAUUAAUAACUUAAUUAACACGUUUUUUAAAAAGUUCAAAAUUACUGAUUUGAUACAAGUCCAAGCUAUCCAUAUGUGGACAAAUUUGAUGGAUGUAACAAUUUCAGAAGAAAUCAUAAAGCAAUACACAGAGGAACUUAUUGCACUCAAUCAGAUUGUAAUUGACAACUCACAGUAUUAUUGUGAAAUUGCAGCAUUGUACUUUAAAUUUUUGAAAAAGUUGCUAAUUUUAACUCCAGAAGAGAUACCGAUGGCAUUCGUUAAACAAAUAAAUCAACUUGACAAUGACAUGCCGGAUCACAUUCGUGUGAAGUAUAUUCUUUUACAGAAACUCAAUUUUGAUAUGGGAAAUGCGAAUAAUGAACUAUUGCAAUUGAUUAAGUCAAUUGUAGCGCAAGUUGAUCAACUGGAUGUGUUAGAGCAAAUCAAAACUAUAUCUAUUGUCAAUCAGCAUCUCAAUUCGGGCAAGCUUGUGCUAAAUCCCCAAACUAUAACUGAGAUUUAUUUGCAACCACUCACGGUUAUUUUAAAGCAAAUGCAUGAGAGUGAAGUUUCCUCAACACCAGAUGCAAAAUCGUGGCAAGCAAAAGCUUUCAAGAACAAUUUGAAAUAUACGGCAGUCAUAACUACCAAGGUUGUAGAACUUAUUUCGGGUGAUCUUCCCUCAAUCAACUUUGACGAACUUCAUCAAAUAUGCGCUGAAAUUCUCCUUGCGGAGUAA